GCGAAACUCGAGGCCACCAUGGCAUUUCUCUCUGCCACUGCGCUGCUUUACGCCACCGCAGCAUUGAUUAUUUAUCAUGUGGUCUCAUCCUAUCUCACCCAUCGUCAACUUCAACGCUUCGCAAAGACCAAUAAUGCGUCUUUCGCUAAGCAUGUUCCCACAAAGCUACCGUUCGGGAUCGACUUUGUUUGGCGCACAGUCUCGACUGUCAGUAAUGGCGGCGACCUUCUGGAUGAUGUCUACGGGCCAUUGUAUGCGGCCAACGGCACGACCUUCUCAAUGCCAAGCAUUGGUAGCACUGCGGAGAUGUUUACCAUCGACCCAGCCAAUAUUCAAGCCAUUCUUGCCACGAAGUUCCAAGAUUUCCCCAUCGGUGAGAAGCGGAACAGCGCGUUCAGGUUGUUGUUGGGAGAUAGCAUUCUUACCACGGACGGAGCCUUUUGGGAACACUCGCGGGCGCUGUUCCGGCCGCAGUUCUCACGAGAACAGAUAAGCGAUCUGGGAAAGACCGAGGCUUCUGUUCAAGCCUUGUUCGAGGCCCUGCCGCUAGUCGGCACCGAACACAACGGCUCGGUCGAAGUCGAUAUCAUGCCGAUCAUUUUCCGCUUUACCCUUGAUACUUCUACCGAUUUCCUGUUCGGCGAGAGCGUUGAUUCGCAGAGGACUGCAGCCGUGGGUGUGACAUCGAUGACGAGCGCAACAGCUGCGAUGGCAGCUGAUCAGGGCAGCAAUGAGAUGACAUUUGCUGAAGCGUUUCACGAGGCACCGCUUUGGAUCUUGACGCGUGUAAGACUUCAGGGAUUGUACUGGCUUGCGCCAAGCAAGAAAGGAAAGAAGGCCGCGGAAUACUUGAGGCGAUAUACAGACCACUACGUGCGGUUGGCUAAAGCGGAGGUAGGGAAGGAUAAGCAUGGCCUGCUAAACACACUCGUAGAACAAACGAGGGACGAAGUCGAACUGCGAGACCAGAUCCUCGCAAUGCUGGUUGCAGGAAGAGAUACCACGGCUACGCUGCUAUCCUGGGUCAUUUUGCUUCUCGCUCAGCAUCCCGAGGCCUUCAGGCGGCUGCGUCAGGAGGUCAUUCGGGACUUCGGCGAGUACACGACAGACCCUUGGAACAUCAACUUCAGCACGCUCAAGGCGUGCAAGUACCUCCAGUUCGUGCUCCGCGAGACGCUCCGAGUCUACGAUUCCGUCCCGAUCAAUGCUCGCGUCGCGGCAAGAGACACGGUGCUUCCACGAGGCGGCGGCGCGGACGGGUCGCUGCCGAUCGUUGUGCAGAAAGGGCAGACGGUCAAUUUUGUGCCUUACCUGCUCCACCGGCGAGAGGACAUGUGGGAUGCUGCCACGGAAUUCCGGCCCGAAAGAUGGGAAGGGGUGAAGUUGGACUGGACCUACAUCCCGUUCAGUGGGGGCCCCAGGAUCUGCCUUGGGCAACAAUUUGCACUUACCGAGGCAGGAUACCUCCUUGCCAGGCUCACACAGAAGUUCGAACGGAUAGACUGGUUGGGGCCACCAGGGAAGCCAAAGAAAGAUGUGCUGUUUACACUGUCGCCAAGGGACGGUGUUCAUAUCAGACUACACUAUGCUCAUUCGUAGAGCCCGAGGUUCUCAUAUCCGUCAAUACUGUCUGCUUGUAUAAAUGGAUCUAUACCCUCAUCAGCAAUCUUAGAGAAUCAGCUUGGGAGUAGUUAUCUCUAUAGAAGGGAACGCAACUUGGCUGGCAAUUUGAGAGUCAUCCCAGCCUGAUCUAUACUAUCAGCUGAUCUGGUCACAAAGUCUCCUAGAAUGAUGACUAGCUGUCCUUACUUUUUCAGACUUAAAUACAAGAGCUUGAGAUAUC
Messenger RNA from Diaporthe batatas, 1843 nucleotides. RefSeq lists its product as uncharacterized. The coding region runs from base 19 to 1599 and encodes 526 amino acids. NCBI's taxonomy places the organism in Eukaryota, Fungi, Ascomycota, Sordariomycetes, Diaporthales, Diaporthaceae. The transcript has 2 exons. The record is from RefSeq and is a predicted model, not a curated record. Gene Ontology annotation, molecular function: iron ion binding; oxidoreductase activity, acting on paired donors, with incorporation or reduction of molecular oxygen; heme binding.